AUGGCCCCCAAAAAGCCAGAGCCCAAGAAGGACGAUGCCAAGGCCGCUGCCCCCAAAGCAGGCCCAGCACCUGCGGCUGCACCUGCAGCUGCCCCUGCGGCUGCACCUGAGCCGGAGCGCCCCAAGGAAGUGGAAUUUGAUGCCUCCAAGAUUAAGAUCGAGUUCACACCGGAACAGAUUGAAGAGUUCAAGGAGGCCUUCCAGCUGUUUGACCGCACACCCAAGGGCGAGAUGAAGAUCACCUAUGGGCAGUGUGGGGAUGUCCUGCGGGCUCUGGGUCAGAAUCCUACCCAGGCAGAGGUGCUCCGAGUCCUGGGGAAGCCCAAACAGGAAGAGCUCAACUCCAAAAUGAUGGAUUUUGAAACGUUCCUGCCCAUGCUCCAGCACAUCUCCAAGAACAAGGACACUGGCACAUACGAGGACUUCGUGGAGGGGCUUCGGGUCUUUGACAAGGAGGGCAACGGCACGGUCAUGGGCGCGGAGCUCCGCCACGUGCUGGCCACUCUGGGUGAGAGACUGACAGAAGAUGAGGUGGAGAAACUGAUGGCUGGUCAAGAAGACUCCAAUGGCUGCAUCAACUAUGAAGCGUUUGUGAAGCACAUCAUGGCCAGCUGAGCCUCUCGCCGG
This is a messenger RNA of Psammomys obesus (fat sand rat), 627 nucleotides long. RefSeq names its product myosin light chain 3 (gene Myl3). The coding region runs from base 1 to 615 and encodes 204 amino acids. The transcript has 6 exons. The record is from RefSeq and is a predicted model, not a curated record. Gene Ontology annotation, cellular component: myosin II complex. Gene Ontology annotation, molecular function: calcium ion binding. NCBI's taxonomy places the organism in Eukaryota, Metazoa, Chordata, Mammalia, Rodentia, Muridae.